Messenger RNA from Sapajus apella (tufted capuchin), 2494 nucleotides. It is a transcript of the gene CLEC19A, whose product is annotated as C-type lectin domain containing 19A. Bases 1512 to 2072 code for a protein of 186 amino acids. The record is from RefSeq and is a predicted model, not a curated record. The transcript is spliced from 5 exons. Lineage: Eukaryota; Metazoa; Chordata; Mammalia; Primates; Cebidae. Gene Ontology annotation, molecular function: signaling receptor activity.
GCAGAGCCUCAUCUGUGCUCGUAUUCUGAGUCAGACCUUGGCAGACUUGCAGCUCCGGUGCCAGCAGGCAAAGCAAGCUGUGUGGGCACAAGUUAAGUUAUUCCUCACAAGCACAGCAGCAGGUGUUCCAAAGAGAAAACUUGGAAGCCAAACUGACACAUUCCAGUCCUCUCUGAGAGUGCCAGCCACAUGAGGUGUCAGGGCACCUGGCUGAGCAUUUCUGGAGAGAAAUGAGAGAGUGCAGAGGAAGAGGAUGUGGGUUAUGCCAAGGAAAGCCUCGCACUAGAUCAAUGACAACAGCAGCAAAUGUUGCUCUCAUUUACUGAGCGCCUGCUUCUUGCCAGCAUCUACGCCAAGGUUUAGAAACAAAUUACUUUAUUUAAUCCUUGUGAGGUAGGUACUCUAUUCCCCAUUUUAUAGAGGAGGAAACUGAGGUUCCGAGAGGCAAAAUGACUUGCAUUAAGGACACACAAAGUGAAGGAGAAACAUUCUGGUUUUUAGAAAUAUCGGCUCUCCAAAAGUGCAGUGAGAUCCCAAUGGAAACACUAGAGAUUUUUAAACAUUGAAUUCUGAGCAAGCCACACAAUAGAGCUAUGCGCUAAUGAUGAUACUUUCACCUCUUUGUGGAGCACUUAUUCUGUACAACGCUCUGCUGAACCUUCUACAGAUGCCUCCUUUAACUCCCGAGGGACCCUGAGAGACCCUGAGAGGUGAAGGGAGAGGAAAGGAGGCUGACUCACGCAGGCUUCCUGGUGCUUCCUCAGCAGUGGGGCCUCUGAUGCUGUCAGGGUCAGACCCAUGGGAUGGGGACCUUGGUGAACUGAAGCUCAAAGAGCCUGGCUGAAGGAGGUGCUCUUUCUCAGCCCCAUGCAAUUGUUGCCCCAUGGAAAUGAGGGCUAAGUUUUGUUGGAUCUUCAGAUUUUCCAAUAGAAGACAGAAAUCUGAACUUGUGCCUAGAAUCUCCUGGUUUUAUACUUUAACAAAUUUUUUAGGAUUUAAAACACUGCAGACCAAACAAAUGGCAUCCAUGGCCCAGGAGACCUCUGCAUUCAAGUAUUCUUACCUUCUGGUAUGUAUUUACUCUGAGAGGUGUGAGAUGCUUUAUCUCCUAUAACAGGCUGGAAUGUGAGUUUUGUUAUUAUCCCAUUUUACAGAGGAGGAAACUGAGUCUGAGAGAACUGCACACCCAAGGCCACAGCCUAGCUCAGAGACAAGACUGAGAGCUAAAAUUUCUCCUGGUUCAGAUGCAAGGCUAGGAGCUAAAAUGUCUCUUGGUUCUUUGAUGGGGGCUGGCCUAGGGCUGCUUUGCUUUCAGCUGUCAUUUUGAGCUGUCUCCAGCAGUGUGAAGAGGAGGGAGGAGAAAAGAUGAAAGGAGAGGACUGGAGUCCAUCCAGUCUGUCCCAGCUCCUGCCAGCCUCCAUCUGACCCUAGGAGAACACUCCUGGACCCAAGCUCCAGCCAAAGAGCCUCUCUCCCACGCAGGCCGGGAGGUUGCUUUCUAGGAGCUCAGGAUGCAAAGGUGGACACUGUGGGCUGCAGCCUUCCUGACCCUCCACUGGGCACAGGCCUUUCCACAAACAGACAUCAGUAUCAGCCCAGCCCUGCCGGAGCUGCCCCAGCCUUCCCUGUGCCCCCUGUUCUGGAUGGAGUUCAAAGGCCACUGCUAUCGAUUCUUCCCUCUCAAUAAGACCUGGGCCGAGGCUGACUUCUACUGUUCUGAGUUCUCUGUGGGCAGGAAAUCCGCCAAGCUGGCCUCCAUCCACAGCUGGGAGGAGAAUGUCUUUGUGUAUGACCUCGUGAACAGCUGUGUUCCCGGCAUCCCAGCUGACGUCUGGACAGGCCUUCAUGAUCACAGACAGGAAGGGCAGUUUGAAUGGACUGACGGCUCAUCCUAUGACUACAGCUACUGGGAUGGCAGCCAGCCAGAUGAUGGCAUCCACGCGGACCCAGAAGAAGAGGACUGCGUGCAGAUAUGGUACAGGCCUACCAGUGCUCUGAGGUCAUGGAAUGAUAACACCUGCAGCCGAAAGUUCCCCUUUGUCUGUAAAAUCCCGUCUCUGGCCAUUCAUUGAUCCUGUCUUGUCCUACUGGUGUGAGCUGAACUCCAGUAUCAUCUUGUAGCUGUACCCAGUGUAGAAUUGAAACUAAAUACAUGUAAAACAUACAUAGGAGGUAAAUCUCUUGGAUAGAGAUUUUAAACAAGCAGAUCUUAAUUAUACAGGGUGGUUACUUGGCCAAGUGACAGGAAAUUAUGCAGGGUGGUGACUUGGCCAGCUCAAAUUGGCUUAAUUAAUUUUUUUAAAAGGUGUUGUUGUUGUUGUUGUUGUUUUUUAAAUUGGCCCAAGUAACAGAAAUCCAGAGGUUGUUCUGAUUCAGAGUUGAAUCUCACUGGGCUGGCUCAAGUCAUAUGCCCAUCCCUGAAACUGUCACUCUGGCAUAUGCUAAGUGGCUAGACCCUGCUUAACUGCAUAUCUUUGGGACAGAAUGGGGUGGG